AUGGACAAAUUUCCUUGGUCAUUUUUUUUCUUCCCAAACUUUUUCCCCGAUACUUCUUCUCUGCAUGCGAUUUUUCCAUUGGCGAUUUGUGAGACAUCGAAUACCAAAUUCAGACCGCCAUCUUCAUCUGCUUCGUUAAGUGAUACGUCGUCUAAAAGACCAGAGGAGGACUUGCAAUGGGCAUAUGGUGACGCGACUUAUGGAAUUCAGGAAAAGUGCUGGUGUGGUCGGGUCUUGAAGGUGGAAACGUGUACUGCUGAAGGUAGUCAUGGGCGAAAGUACUUAACUUGCCCUGACCGGCUAGAAGAGGGGAGUGGAGUGCAUUUGUUCCAAUGGUGGGAUGUUGGUGUUACCGAGCAACUUGGGAUUCUCGAGAGGCAGGUGAAAUAUCAAAAGGAACAGAUGUGGAAGCUAGAGACUGAUAUCAAGGGAGAGGUUCGAGGUCUUCGAGGAGAGGUGGAGAGUCUGAAGGAGGAGGUACGAGUUCUUCGAGGACAGUUAACGAGGCUCAACCAGACGUCAUUUCAGAAAUGAAUAAAGAUGGCUUGGAUGAGAAAUAUGAAGCAUUAUUAUGGAUGUCACGGGCUAUCUUUCUCUUGUUUUUUCUGAUUUGUCUUGUACUUUUAUCUGUCCACUUUUAUUUGUCUCUGUCUGAACUUUUAUUUUGUAUUCAAGUGUCACGGUUAAUGUUG
Eutrema salsugineum is the source of this 692-nucleotide messenger RNA. RefSeq lists its product as uncharacterized. NCBI's taxonomy places the organism in Eukaryota, Viridiplantae, Streptophyta, Magnoliopsida, Brassicales, Brassicaceae. Bases 1 to 534 code for a protein of 177 amino acids. The transcript is spliced from 5 exons. The record is from RefSeq and is a predicted model, not a curated record.